UGCACAUGUGUAACGCAUUUGAAACUGUGCGUUACUUAACGUCGUCCAAAGCCCAGAACAAACUACUUGUCAGGUGACUAUCAACUUUCUUAUCGAAUCAACAACGAAUGAAACUCGUCAACUCAACAUGUAGUUGGAGCUUCAUCUGUUGACGCAUUUAAGAGAGUUGAAUCAACUGAAAGACCACUAUCACCAGGACUAAAACAACCCAUCCAGUCUUCUGUUUUUCCAAGCUGAAGCAGACUUUCAUCACUAAAUAAUACAGAUUUUGUUACAAUCGGUAUAUUAAUGACAACUAAUCAGUCUUCAUCUCAACCCCUUGGAGAGUCAAACAAAAGCCCAAGAAAGCAUUCUCAUGGUGGUCUUCCGACAUCUAGUUCAGCACCUCGUAGUCGUUUACCUGGUCAUAACCACUCGUCUCGUGAAUCAAUAGAUUCUAUCAAUCCCGAUCAGAUGCUUUAUUAUGGGGCGAAGCAGAUAAUCAGUUUAUUUAUACCAGUGACAGUUUGCAUGUUGUUUGUUGUCGCUGUCGCUUCGACAGUUGACUUUUAUGGACAUACGGAUCAGUACUUAUUGUAUACACCUUUUCAUACUCCAGAUGCAGAUAUUGGGACACAAACAUGGCAAACAAUAGCUAAUACUUUGAUAUUUAUGAGUGUGGUUGUCGUAAUGACAUGUGUCCUUGUUUUACUGUUCAAGUAUCAGUGUUAUAAGUUUAUUCGGGGUUGGAUAAUUAUAACGACCAUCUUCUUACUUUUCCUGAUAUCCUUCAUGUUUUUUGCUGAAGUUCUUCGAGCUAUGGGAGUAUUUGUUGAUUAUAUUACAGUAGCGUUUGCUUUAUGGAAUUUCGGUGUCGUGGGAAUGAUAGUUAUUCAUUGGCGUGGACCAUUAGUUCUACAACAAGCGUAUUUAAUAUUUAUAUCUGCACAGAUGUCAUUAAUGUUUUUAAAAUAUUUACCCAAAUGGACGUGUUGGCUUGUUUUAGCAGCGUUAAGUGUUUGGGAUAUAGUAGCUGUUUUGUGUCCAAAUGGACCAUUGCGAUUGCUUGUAGAAAUGGCUCAUGAACGACAACAACCUCUGUUCCCUGCCCUUCUAUAUUCAACUACUACAGUUUAUCUUGUUAAAAAACAUGAACCAGUUGAGAAAGUUGACAAUGAUCAACAAUUUGUUGGAUCCACUAUUACAAAUUCUGUUGAUACUCCAAAUGAAGCUUCAAAUAUUAAUUGUACUACACAAUCUUGUUCUACUACAUCUGAGUUGGUAGUUUCAGAUAAUGAUAACCCGCCAAUGACAAGGAAUUCAAGAAACAUGUUAAAUAUUCCUAAUAAUACGUCCGGAACUGAUGUAAUUGUAGUUGAUACUCCUGAUGACAAUACGAGUAAUAAUGAUGCCAAGAGUAAUAAUGAAACUAUAUCACAGGCACCUCAUGAAACAGAUACACUUGUAGCAGGUCGGCUUAAUCGUUGGCAAGAUCUGCAAGUAUGUUGCUUUUUUAUACAUCAGUUUAUUGUAAUUAUUACCACGUAACAUGUUUACAUCGGUCAAUAUCCUUACAUUGAUUAAAAUCGUCGUCUUGUUUUUUAGUGAUAGUCGAAAUCAUUUUAUAUGGAUUGACUAAUACAGUAUUUGCUAUUUGUCAACCUUCUUCUAUAACUUAACAAAAAGCAGAGUAUGGUAGUGAACGAAGACUGGAUGGGGAAAACCAAUUUAUUUUUUAGUGCUAAAUUACACAACACCUUAGUAAAAUAUGGGAAUCGUACAUUAAAUACAUUCUUUGCGUUGUUCUUCGCCUACUUCAUUAUUCCUUAGAUUGUGUUAUUAUUUUGAUUGCUCUCCGAUUUCCUUUCUGUUCUCUUCAAUUCAAUCUUCUGCUGCUAGGCAUUCCACUUCGGAUUGCGGCUACAUACUACUUAUAUCUGUGAGCGUAAGUAACAUCCACCACGUGCAGCCGUUUCAGUCUGCCUAUUGAUCACAUCACACUGCGUAGCCGAUAUAUGCUUACGCAAUUAAUAUAUCUGUAUUUGUUCUCGUCGUAUAUUUUCAUAAAAAUUCAAAAUCUUAUUCAGCACAACUAUUGGAAAACUUCACAUAAAUGUGCAGUGAUCCACAAUGCUACACCAUUCAGUAUAUAAUAUGUUGAAUAUUCAUGAUACAAAUGACAGGCAGAUUUAAUUGAUCGUGACUCAAAGGGCGUAAAACUUGGUUUAGGCGAUUUUGUAUUUUAUAGUUUAUUGAUUGGUCGCGCAACACUUGAUGGCGAUGCAGUCACAGUGGUCACAUGUUAUGUGGCUAUACUAGUUGGAAUGUGUAUUACUGUCAUAGUAUUGGGAAUUACACGACAAGCAUUACCAGCUUUACCAAUAUCCAUAACAUGUGGUAUAUUAUUUUAUUUUGUCAGUUCAGCAACAAUAUCACCGUUUCUUGAAGCAACAGCAGUUGAACGUGUGUUCUUCUGAAAUGAUCUAUUAUUAUUAUUGUUAUUAUUAUUAUAAUUAUUGCCACCACAGCUGUUAUUAUGAUUGUUUUUUCUUGUUUUUAUACAAUCUUCAAUGUUACCGUUGACUUGGAAUACUCAUUGAUGAUUUAUCACCUGUCAUUUUUAUGUUUAAUAUCCAACUUUUAAUUGUGAAUUUUAGAUCCAAAAUUAUAAUUAUAAAUUUUCAAAGAAUUUUUAUUCAAUAAUACAAGUAUUUUAAGAUAAAAACAUGUCUUGGAAAUUCUACUAAUAUAUAGUCAAAUUUAAUAAUGGUGUUGUAUUCCAGCGAUUUUUAUGAUCAAUUGUAAAUCAACGAAUCAUAAGCGAAAAUAACAUUUCAUUCACCUUAGUUUUAUUGCAUGGAUAUACAAUAUAAUCUAAUUAUAGUAAAUUAUGUGAAG
Messenger RNA from Schistosoma spindalis, 2877 nucleotides. Lineage: Eukaryota; Metazoa; Platyhelminthes; Trematoda; Strigeidida; Schistosomatidae. The record is from the annotation of a GenBank genome assembly.